Monomorium pharaonis (pharaoh ant) is the source of this 2710-nucleotide messenger RNA. RefSeq names its product probable glutamine--tRNA ligase (gene GlnRS). NCBI's taxonomy places the organism in Eukaryota, Metazoa, Arthropoda, Insecta, Hymenoptera, Formicidae. The coding region runs from base 289 to 2634 and encodes 781 amino acids. Gene Ontology annotation, biological process: translation; glutaminyl-tRNA aminoacylation. Gene Ontology annotation, molecular function: ATP binding; glutamine-tRNA ligase activity. The transcript is spliced from 10 exons. The record is from RefSeq and is a predicted model, not a curated record. Gene Ontology annotation, cellular component: cytoplasm; cytosol; aminoacyl-tRNA synthetase multienzyme complex.
UUUAUCAUAAAUAUUAUGUGCUGUCUGGGAAACGUUCAAUUCUCUUCCUCGCUUGUUAAUUUUUUAUCUUGUUUGCACAGAUGAGGCGCAAGUGAUAACAAUAUAAUCCUCUUAACGAAGAUUGGCUACCUAUAACCUAUACUACUGCUAACAGCUAGCAGCGUCAAUCGCGGUGAAGCCGGUGAAAGUGAAUCAACCAUAUGGUCGACUCGCAGCGCACGUGGUUUCCUUUGUGAUUUAUAUGCUUUGGAUAAUUGUAUUUAUCAAAUUUUAAAUAAAAUAUCAGCGAUGGAUGAGGAAGACGUGAGACUGUUUCAAACAAUCGGUCUGAGCGAACAAAAGGCCAAGGAGACUCAGAAAAAUGCGAACGUCACGAAGAAUCUCAAAUUGGCUAUAAGUGAGGUAGCUAAACAUGGACCUAUUACUCAAGAGACUGGUGUUUUGUUAUAUCAUCUAGCAUCCAAGAUCAAAAAUCAAAUUGUGAAUAAACUACCAUUUAUUGCUGGUUACAUAGUUGAAAAGAAACUGGACAGUGUACAGAGAGUGGAUGCCGCAUUAACUUACCUGUUAGCUAACGUCAACAAUGAUGGUCUCGAUAUAACUAAGUUUGAAGAAUCUUGUGGUAUAGGUAUCAUAGUUUUACCUGAACAAAUAGAGGAAGAAGUAGAGAAAAUCAUAAAAGCACACAAAGAUGAGAUAUUAGCAAAAAGGUAUCGCUUUAAUUCUGGUCCGUUGAUGCAACAAGUACGUAAUAUUUUGAAAUGGGCAGAUGGUAAAGCAGUAAAGAAUGAAUUUGAUGUUCAACUUCUUGAUCUACUAGGACCAAAAGUUGAUACAGAUCUUGCACCGGCACCUAAACAAACAAAACAACUAAAAGACAAACAGAUGAAAGCAAAAAAGCUGGAAGUUGCAAAUGAAGAUCAAAAGAAAGCAUUAAAUAGUGAGAAGGCAGGGGAAGCGCGAACUAUAAGCGAACUUAUGAAGACCAAAGUUCAUUUUCACAAACCUGGUGAGAAUUAUAAAACUGAUGGAUACAUUGUAACACCGAACACCCAUCAUCUACUGCAGAAACAUUUGAAAGCUACUGGUGGCAAAGUGGUAACAAGAUUCCCUCCUGAACCCAAUGGGAUUUUACAUAUUGGACAUGCAAAGGCUAUCAAUAUUAACUUCGGAUAUGCUGCUGCUUAUGAUGGCAUAUGCUAUCUACGAUACGACGACACAAAUCCUGAGAAAGAAGAGGAGAAAUUUUUUGUUGGCAUACGGGAUAUGGUAGAAUGGCUUGGUUACAAACCAUUUGCAAUUACACAUUCGUCAGACUACUUUCAGCAACUAUAUGAUUGGGCUGUAAUGCUUAUAAAGAAAGGUUUAGCCUACGUUUGUCAUCAAUCUAGCGAAGAGAUAAAAGGUUUCAAUCCUGUACCAAGUCCUUGGCGCGACAGACCAGUCAAUGAAAGUUUGGAACUAUUCAAUGAUAUGAGGAAUGGUCUGUUGGAAGAAGGAGAAGCGACCUUGCGCAUGAAAGUGACUUUGGAAGAAGGGAAACAAGACCCUGUCGCGUACAGGAUAAAGUAUUCGCCACACCAUCGAACUGGUGACAAAUGGUGCAUCUAUCCCACUUAUGAUUAUACUCAUUGCUUAUGCGACAGCAUUGAAAACAUCACUCAUUCUCUCUGCACAAAGGAAUUUCAGUCGCGAAGAUCGUCUUAUUAUUGGCUUUGUAAUGCCUUGGACAUUUAUUGUCCUGUACAGUGGGAAUAUGGCCGAUUGAAUGUCAAUUAUACUGUAGUUUCUAAAAGAAAGAUUUCCAAAUUAAUACAAGAGGGAAUAGUAUCCGAUUGGGAUGAUCCCAGAUUAUUUACAUUGACCGCACUACGUAGACGUGGAUUUCCACCAGAAGCUAUAAACAAUUUUUGCGCCCAAAUGGGUGUAACUGGUGCACAAGCAACUGUUGAUCCUACCACAUUGGAAGCAGCUGUUCGAGAUGUUCUAAAUGUUACUGCCGCCCGACAUAUGGUGGUUUUAGAACCUAUCAAAUUAACCAUCAGAAAUUUUCCUCAAGAGAAAGCUAUAAAGCUUAUUGUACCCAACUUUCCUAACGAAUCUGAAAGAGGAAAUCAUGAAAUUACAUUUGACGAGAUUGUGUAUAUUGAAGCCACAGACUUCAAAGAAAUUGAAGAAAAAGGUUUUAGACGCUUAACACCAAAACAAUCUGUAGGUUUAAAGCAUGCAGGCGUUAUAGUGACGUUUGAAAGUAUUGAAAAGGAUGCCUGUGGUAACAUUACAAACAUAAUUGUUAGACAGGAUCCUGUUUCGGAAAAAAAUAAACCAAAAGCAUUUAUACACUGGGUAUCUCAUCCGUUAUUAGCAUCCGUUAGACUAUAUGAGCGUUUAUUUAAGCACAAAAAUCCAGAAGACACAAAUGAAGUACCACACGGAUUUUUAAGUGAUAUUAAUCCAUCAAGCAAAAAGGAAGUUGUAGCAUAUAUGGAUAAUAGUUUAGCUGAGACAGCAAAAGUGUACGAUAAAUUUCAAUUUGAACGUAUAGGCUUUUUUUCUGUGGAUCCUGAUACCAAAUCUAAGAAGUUUGUUUUUAAUCGUACCGUAACUCUGAAAGAAGAUACAGGAAAGGUGUAAAUAUAUUUUUUGUAAUAAUUUGUAUCGCCAAAAAACAUCUCUACUAUUUUUACUGUUAGCUUUUAUACGGAAAAAA